Magnolia sinica is the source of this 1585-nucleotide messenger RNA. RefSeq names its product ferritin-like catalase Nec2. Lineage: Eukaryota; Viridiplantae; Streptophyta; Magnoliopsida; Magnoliales; Magnoliaceae. The transcript is spliced from 5 exons. Bases 1 to 1299 code for a protein of 432 amino acids. The record is from RefSeq and is a predicted model, not a curated record.
AUGGCUGAGGCCCAUCCAAGACUGGGGCUGAUAACGGCCCAGUUUUGGGCUGGUCUCAGCCCAGUUUGGGUGGCUAUUUUCAGCCCUGUCUUGGUAGCUACUUUCAGCCCAGAUCUUGGCCCAGUCUAUGGCCCGAACGGUGGCAGCUCCUUAGUCCAACCCAUGCAUCAAAUCAGGGUUGCAUCGGCCCGUGUUCAAGCCCUCUUCAAUCCAACUGAAGGCCAUCUUCAGUGGGCUCAGUUAAAAGAGUCCAUAUUUGCAGCUUGGAUUGAUGUUCUACAACGAGAUUUCUAUGCUAGCAUUCCAAGAUAUAGGGAUCAUGGUUUUGUGAACUUGUUGACAGGAAUUUGGACGGCUGUAUCGAGCUUCUCUGUUUCUCCGCUUUUCUUCUUUCUCUGCUUAGGCUAUUUUGCGCCGGGGUGUCUAACACAAGACCCAGCAUGUGUAUCUCCUCCACCAUUAAAUGGGACUCCGAUAUUCCCUGAUGAUGUGGACAAAAUACAAUUGGCUCUCAAUUUGGAGUACUUGGAGGCUGAGUUUUUCCUGAAUGGAGCGCUAGGGUACGGUCUAGAUGGGGUUGCUCCCGAAAUAGCCCAGGGUGGCCCACCUCCUAUCGGAGGUAAGAAAGCCAACCUCGACCGCCUUACACAUCAGAUCAUCGAAGAAUUUGGUUAUGAGGAAGUUGGCCAUUUGAGGGCCAUUAAAUCAACUGUUGGCGGAUUUCCAAGGCCCCUGAUCGACAUAAGCUCUAAGAAUUUUGCUACUAUAUUUGAUAAUGCAUUUGAAAAGCCACUCAGCCCACCGUUUGAUCCUUACAUCAGCAGCGUUAAUUACCUUCUGGCUUCUUAUGUCAUUCCAUACGUGGGACUUGUGGCCUAUGUGGGCACUAACCCAAAUAUCAACGGCUACGUUUCAAAAAGAUUGUUGGCUGGGCUUUUAGGAGUGGAAGCGGGUCAAGAUGCAGUAAUUCGAGCUUUACUCUACAAGCGAGCUGACGAGCUCGUGCUUCCUUACAAACGCACGGUGGCUGAAUUCACAGCCCGUGUAUCGGACCUGCGAAACAGACUGGCAAACUGUGGCAUCAAAGACAAAGGCCUUUUCGUCCCACUACAGCUCGGUGCGGAGAAUAAGACCACUAGUAACAUCUUAUCCUCGAAUGCAGAUUCUUUAUCCUAUGCACGGACGCCUGCCGAGAUUCUGAGGACGGUCUACGGGACUGGCGAUGAAAGCAAGCUUGGCGGUUUCUUUCCAGAAGGUGGUAGUGGGAGCAUUGCUAGAGGAUUUCUGAAAACGCCAUGAAUGUGUUCUGGAUCUUUGAUUUGGAUCAUGUUUGAUGAAACUUUGAAUAAUUGUAGUUUUCUAGAGUUAUGAUCCCACUAGUAACUCAUAGAAAUUCACGAGUAGAAUAAGUGAAUUGAGUAGAAUAAGUUGUUUAAUAGCACUUGAAUAGGCAGGUCCGGCCCAUGUUGGAAAGCCUACUAGGCCCAACAUGGACCACAUGGGUUAGACCCGUUAUCAUUGUAUGUUUAAUAAGAUCUAGGGUUAGGAGAGCUAGAGAUAUCUCCUCCAUACCUUUUCUUCUCCU